This is a messenger RNA of Musa acuminata AAA Group (dessert banana), 4816 nucleotides long. RefSeq names its product COP1-interacting protein 7-like. The transcript has 12 exons. NCBI's taxonomy places the organism in Eukaryota, Viridiplantae, Streptophyta, Magnoliopsida, Zingiberales, Musaceae. The record is from RefSeq and is a predicted model, not a curated record. The coding region runs from base 669 to 4544 and encodes 1291 amino acids.
CCAUUAUUUUGGAUAAAAAACUCUGCUUUUUAUUCUCUUCCACCCAGUCUCCAGUUGUCCUGUUGGAAUCCAAAGCCUCUCUCCCUCUCUCUCGCUCUCUCUCUGCUCAUUUCAUCUUCCGAAGAAUUUAAUUCAUUUUUGGUCUGCAAAGCUUCUCUCCGUCUGUAUUUUCUUUUUGUUGUUUGCAUAGAUGCCAUGCUCUGCUACAGUUGUUCGGAAGCUCUUUUCUUGUGACUCCUGAGGCCUCUUUUUCUCCAGCUUGCCGCCUCUCUCUCUCGCUCUCUCUCUCUCUGUCUCUCUCUCUCUCUCUCUCUCUCUCUCUCUCUCUUAUUUAUACUGUUUGUUUACUUGUAAUUACAGUCGCCAUUGAAGAUCCAUUUGGUACCUUAAUAUUUUAGAGAGUUUCAGCAUUAAGGCAGCUGUUUCGAGCCAUUACUCCGCCGCUUUGCGCUCCCAAAAUUGUUCAUUGAUCGCUAUUCCUUGACUUUACUUUUUCGUUUAGGUUUCUCUGAAUGUGGCGCUUUCGAUGCCAGAACCUGGCUACGAGUAAGAUCUGAUAGAGGGCAGAGGGUGGAAAGAGGAGAGAGGGAGAGGGAGGAGUGGGAUCAAAGACCUAGUCUUUCUUCAAAGAUCUCAUCUUUCUUCCGAGAUCUUUGCUUCCGGGUGCAAUGAGGUCGGAGGCUCGGCUAGAAUCCUUGGUGUUUCAGCUCACGCCUACUCGAACCAGGUGUGAUUUGAUCAUCAUAGCAAAUGGUAAAACACAGAAGAUUGCAUCUGGCUUGUUGACUCCUUUUCUUGCCCAUUUGAAGUUCGCUCAGGAUCAGAAUGCCAAGGGUGGCUAUUCCAUCAUUCUUGAACCAGACCCAGAAACUGAGGCAGCAUGGUUCACCAAGGGCACUGUGGAGAGGUUUGUUCGUUUUGUGAGCACACCUGAGGUUUUGGAGCGUGUGACAACCAUAGAGUCUGAGAUCUUGCAGAUUGAAAAUGCAAUUGCCAUUCAGGGGAAUGAUAAUGUUGUCUCAAGCAUUGUAGAAGAUCAUCAAUCAAAGCCAGCAGAAACAGUAGAAGGUACGAAGAUCUCAGUUGAUACUGAUGCAGCGAAGGCAAUAGUUCUUUAUAAGCCUGAUUCACAACCAAAUCCACCAGAUUCUAAUGGAUCCACCACACAAGAGAAUUCAAAAGUUCAACUUCUAAAAGUGCUUGAGACUCGCAAAAUGGUGUUGCGGAAGGAACAGGGGAUGGCCUUUGCACGUGCUGCAGCAGCUGGUUUUGACAUGGACAAUUUACUGGAUUUGAUAUCAUUUUCUGAAAGCUUUGGUGCCUCACGUUUAAAGGAUGCCUGCUUACAAUUUAUGGAGCUAUGGAAGAAAAAGCAUGAGACUGGACAAUGGCUUGAAGUUGAAGUUGCAGAAGCCAUGUCAACUCGGUCUGAAUUUUCUGCUUUGAAUGCCUCUGGGAUUAUAUUUGCUACAGAUCCUAUGAUGCAGAAUGAUCACGGAGAUGCACAAUCUGUCACUGGCGGUGAUAUGCUUACAGAGAUUGAUGGAAGAGCUGAUAAACAGAUUCCUUCAGAUUCAAAGGUGCCACUGGGACACCAGGAGUAUCUUCAAGGUCAAUUCCAGCAUCCUGCUUACUCACAGUGGCCUAUGCAUCCUCCACCAGGUCCUACUAUGUUUCAACCUUAUCCCAUGCAAGGAAUGCCUUAUUAUCAAAACUAUCCAGGGAGCGUUCCAUAUUUUCAUCCCCCAUAUCCUCCAAUGGAGGAUCCUAGAUUCAACAGCUCUCACAGAAAGGGGUCAAAAAGGCAGUCAGCAGAUAAUAAAGACAUUGAAUCAGAGACUUGGGAAAGAAGUACGAGGUCACAAGAUGAUUCAGAUCAAAAUACUUCAGAUCUUGAGAAAGAAGGUUCUCAUGGUCAUAAAUCUCACAGAAUAGUUGGUCGGAAAGGAAAGAAAAAGCCUGGUGUUGUUGUCAUUCGCAACAUAAAUUACAUCAAAUCGAAGAAGCAUGGCUCAGUGGAAUCCGAAAGUGGUUCACAGUCUGUCUCUGAAUCUGAAGCUGAAGAAGAUAGUGAAGAUGUGCAUGCUGACAUGCGAGAAAGAAAGCACAAGCACUCUGUUAGGCGUUCCAAGAAAGAAGAUCGUCCAACAAAACCUGAAGAAUUUUCAGAUGCCUAUGGCAAUGAUAAAGCUGCAUAUCGAGAGGAGGCAGAUUCUGGAAAUUGGCAAGCAUUUCAGACUUUCUUACUAAGUGCUGAAGAAAAGUCAAGAACAGUUGGUGAAGACAUGUUCAUGGGAGAAAAAGAGCCUCAGUCAAAGAGAAAACAGAGCAAAAGCGAAGCUGAUCCUAUCGUUCUUCCUGAGCGAGAUUAUGGUGAUUAUCAUGAUGGGGGGAUGGCAGAAUUUGAUUCUGUUAGUGGGAAGACGAUCCGAAUGAAGCAGGUAGCUUCUGAUGAUCAAUUUUUAGCUUCAAGUAACGGAAGAGACUUGACAGAUAACCAGUUCAAGGAAAUAGAAAGUGGUGGAAGAGCAUACCGGCAGAUGAGCAGUGAUGAAUUUAUGAUUUAUGAGCAAGAAAAGCAAUUCAGUAUUAAGAAUUCUUCUGACCCAUUUGUUGAUCAUAUGGAUGAGCAUCCUGUUAAAGCAGUUGAGAAUUUGUCAUACAACAUAACAGAUGAGACCUUCAUGCUUCCUUAUAGAACAGAUUCACAGGAUCUUGGAUCAGACAGCAUAAUUCCUAUUGACAUGGAUUCUGAGUUCUCCUCAGCCCUUCAGAAUGGUUCGAAUUUAUAUGAUAAAGCCAAAAAUCAGCUUAGCUACGAACCAGAUGACUUGUCCUUGGUUCCUGAACGUGAAACAGAAACUGUCUCUGUAGGAUAUGAUCCAGCAAUGGACUAUGAUUUUCAGAUUCCUGUUGCAAAUGCUGUCAAGCUGGAAGCCACUAACCAAGAGGAUCUCUCAGAAAGCACUAAAGAAGAAUCACAGAAAUUAGACAAGGAAAAUUCAAGGGUCUCAAAUGAUAGUAUGGAGAAAAGGAGGAAGGAUGCACUGGUGAAGAAAGGGACAUCCUCGAGGCUUAACCUAUUGACUGAAGCCCAAAAACGUGCAGAGAAGCUGCGUUCUCACAAAGUUGAUCUUCAGAAAAUGAAGAAAGAAAGGGAAGACGAAGAGCUAAAGCGUUUGGAAGCUUUGAAAAGGGAGAGGCAAAAAAGAAUAGCUUCAAGAAGUGGUUCGACAGUCACUCAGGCGCCAUCAACUCCACAGCAGACAAAGGCCCGUUUAGCCAUCAAGCCUUCACCAGGUCCUCACAAAGGAUUAAAGCUUAGCAACACAGAGCCUGUUUCUUCUUCACCUUUGCGAAAAUUGCCCAUCAGAACCUCUUCAGAUGGAUCCAAUGAUCCCCAGAAACCUAUUAAAUCCAGCAAAUUAAAUGGCAGUAACCAUGGGUUAACUCGAUCAGCAUCUUCAUUACCUGAGGUUAAAAAAGAAAGUAAUGGGCUCAUGCCGGAAGCAAAAACAGAUUCUCUUCGGAUGAAAAGACACUCUGAUCCCAAAAGCAAUUAUACUCAAUCUGGUUCCUCGGUGAAGUCUAUAACUGCAGAUCAAGAUUCAAAGAGAGGGGUACCUGAUGAGUCUCAGAAAAAGAUUACUGCAAUCAUACAACAGGAGGAAAGUAAGUCAGCAACUCUACCAGAGCUUAGGAUUAAAACACCACCAACUUCAACUGAAGUAGUUGAAAAUGAAACAGCUAGCAAAGACCCAUUGCAGAAGGAGACUGCAAGAGAAGCUUCUCAGGCAUCUGAUACCAACAACGGAAAAUCAGCCAAUGACAAGCCACCUAGCAACAACGACGAGAAUCCAGUGAUCGAGAAGACUGUUGUGAUGCUUGAAAAUAAUUUGGUCACUGCCCCUGUGGUCCAGCAGUCUGAUGAGAUGAUAGACACAAAGGAGAGAUCACAUGGAGAUGGGAUGGUUACAGGAUAUGCAGCUCUUCAUGCUCCACCUUCACCAGUUGUUAUAACUCAGGUUGAGGAUUCUGGUGAAGGCAAGUUGAAUGAACAGCUGAAUUCCUACAAGGUGGUUGUUCCUUGCUUGGGGAGUGAGCCUCAGAAGUUCUCAAACUUGACUGUAACAGAAAAGAGUUAUCAAGCCCCUUAUGCCAGAGUUACAUCCUUGGAAGAUCCUGCUGCUCCUAAUUUGGGAUAUGGAGGUGUACCUGCAUCAGAGUCUGAGAUGGCUGCAGAACAUGCUGAGAAUGGGAGUAUUACGGUACAUGUAUCCGGUUUCAAGAAUUCAAGUUUAACUGAUAUAACUCAUGAAACACAUGAGAAGCCUCGAAGCAAGGAAUCAAAAGGUUUCAGAAAGUUGUUAAAAUUUGGACGUAAGAGCCAUGGCUCAGCUUCAGGUGAAGGUAACCUUGACUCGGAUGCUUCAUCAGUCGAUGAUCCAACGGUUACUGCUGCUUCAUCCAACGAUGUUACUCAUUCGUUCUCCCUCCUUUCACCCUUCCGAAGCAAGAACAGCGAGAAGAAACAAGCGGCGUGACGAGCACUGCAAUGAAAGUUCUAUCCAGUCAAGGAAGAUACAUCAAGAGGGGGAUCUGCUUCUGUCGAGUACAUAAACAUAUAUGGGAUGUGAUAUAUCGGUUUUCGAGUUGGCCAUAUACCAUUCUAUUCAUAGUCCUAGUGUAAAAUUGGUGUGUUAUUUAUUCCUUAUUGUUCAUAUUAAUAUUGACCAAUUGUUUGUGCAAGAAAUUUUCUUGAGGUUGGAUGAUUGAUGCAAACUUGUAUCUUGAAGCAUUCCAGUUUUGUUGUUCA